UGUCAAAAUUAACACCCAACUUUAUCAACAAUUAAAGACCCAAAUUGGCAAAGGAAAAAUCAGUGAAUUUGUCGAAAAGACUCUCACGGAAAAAUUAGAACAAAAAGAGCAAGAACUGGAAUUAGCCUAUAAAGAAAUCGCUCAAGAUAAAAAACGAUGA
Messenger RNA from Funneliformis geosporum, 160 nucleotides. Lineage: Eukaryota; Fungi; Glomeromycota; Glomeromycetes; Glomerales; Glomeraceae. The record is from the annotation of a GenBank genome assembly.